GAAGCAUCAGGCAGUCGUGUAGACGGCUUGCCCCGGGGCCUAGUCCAGGGAGUUGGGCCGCGUCGCGUGGGCUGCGCUGAGGGAGCUCGUCGCGGGAGUUCCUGGUUUUUUUGUGUCUCGCGAGAGGCUGACCUUAACAUCGAAUUCACCCUGCCCGCCUGGCUAACGGCUGUCGUGGAGCGUGCAGACACAGGAGAAACAAUCGCAAAAUUAGCAUCCUUCUACAAAAAUUCAGGAAUAGGAGAGUGCUGUUUCACCCGGGAUGGAACUGUGUCCUUACUGUAAGAAGCCAUUUAAACGAUUGAAAUCCCACUUGCCGCACUGUAAGAUGCUAGGAGCAACUAUGCCUGCUGAUCAAGAAAUUCAUCAGUGUGAGACAGCUACACUCACACGUGGUAAAAAAAUCAAAAUGCCAAUCAGAGACUCAAUUAAAGCAAAAGAGAAAGAGUUAGGGACAGACAGUAAGAAAAGAAAUCUGGAACUGAAAGGGAACAAUUCAGAACGGACAGUCAAGUCCCCUUCAGCACGAGCUGUUGGUUUGGAAAAAGCAAGUCAUAAAAAAGUUGAUGAAGACAUCAAGAGUCAAGUUAAGCCCUCCCUCAAAAUGUUAAAGGAUACUAAACCCAAGGUUGCUUUCCAGGGAGAAACUACAGCUCAGUUUUCUGUGUCAGCAAACACCAGAUCUACAAAAGAACUUGCCAAAGCUUUGCUUCAAUCAGGAGAAAGUAGAAACAACCCUUCAGAAAUUGAAGCACCUUUACCUCCUGGCCCAGUGGCACCUUCUCGGUCGAAUCACGAUAGGAAAUAUUCUUCAGCCUUCCUUAAUGAUGUGCAAGCCACUUCAGCUGAUUUAAGAUUGGACAGGGUGGAUGCCUCAGGACAGAACCUCGUAGAAUUAUUCAGUGCACCUCUUGGUGAUGGUCAUAGGUCUCCUGUGAAUUGCAGUCACAGGGUUCAAAGAGGGAGCAUGUCGUCAUCAGGCAGAGAAAGAGAUUCCAAGGCCGAGGAUCGCCUCUUAGGAGUCUCUACUGAUAGAGACUUCAGGACUGUGGCAAAGAGUGCAGAAUCACAGAUUGCUACUUUUAAACUUAACCCCUUAGGUAAAAGCCAGGGCAGGGAGAACCAGGGGAAAGCACUCCACCUUGGAGCAGAGACAUAUGGGAGCCAAGGAGGUGCGGAGAAAAGUGUAUCUGUGACAGAAAGGCAGGAUUGGGCUUCCCUGAGCCAUGAUUCAGUCACGGAGAAGACACCUCGAGACAGAGGUUCCGGUUUACACUUGCUCCCGCUAACAGGGACAACUUGCCCUGAGCGUCUCCCUCUAGCACAGUCACGUAACCAGAGUCCCACCUCUCUGGCUGUAAAAUUUCUCCAGGAAGAGGAAGCAGAAGCCGGCAGCCGGAAUCGAGUCCCUGCUGUGAAGGCGUUGAUGGCGGGUGAGGAGCGGGCUUCUCUGACAGCUAAGCUGGGCUCUCAGCCCCCAGCAUCGCGCCCCCAGGGGCUGCAGUCUGCACGUUCAGCCCAGCACCGUGAUUCCAGAAGCCGCUUGGCCGGUCAGACCCUGUCGAGCACCCUGGGGCUGGAGUGGUUUCCAGAGCUCUAUUCUGGUUAUCUUGGCCUCGGGGUGCUGCCAGAGAGGCCCCAGCGUUGGAGCACUCUGGCCCAGAAGCCCCUGCUUGUCAUCAGUCCCCAGGGCGAGAGACUCUCCCAAGGCUGGAUCCGGUGCCGUACCAGCGUGAGGAGCGGAGUCGGCGGGCUCACCUUGCUCUUCACCGGCUGCUUCGUCCUCUGCUGCAGCUGGAGCUUCAAGCAUCUGAGUAAGCCUCGCUCUGCAUCCUCAGCAGCAGGCCACAGCCAUGACGCGCACCGCCGAGGGCUCCUCUGAACUGCGUUUUCAUUUUUCAGUUUGGCGUUGUCUGACACGCCGCAAUGAACAAGCUGUUGCCCGAGGCUCUGGGGUUUCUUAUGGGAGGUUUUGGUUCUAAUGUCCUUGAUCAGAUUUGACUAGAGUUUACAUAGCCGCUCUCCUGCGACCAUCGACGAUCGCAGGAGAUCGGGUGCGCUUUCUCAGUAAAGCUGUUUGCCUGUUGGAAGAUCAGGGCUCUCCUCUUUGGUGACUUUCUGAUUGCUAAGAACUUUUUAGGAUGGAAACCAAACAGCUUUAUAUCCUAAGAGAUGAGAAGCAAACGCAGCUGUCACUUGUCAGUGUGUCUAAGGCUGAGAGCUGUUUUAUUUAACGUACUUUUAACAUUAAAGAGAACCACCACCUUUCUAGUUAUGCAUUUCAACUUGCUCCAGAUCUUACCAGAAGGAAAAUGCCUAGAUUGCACUGCUCUUUUAAUUCCAGAUAACAUUUGCUCACUUUUAAAAAGUAUUAUUGUAUUGAAGAAAUCAGAAAAGGCCCAGUAUUCUUCCACAACAGACAAAAUCCAAAUGCUUUCAGAUGAAAAUUUUCAGUGCAAAAGUGUAAGAUCAUUAUUAACACUAGAGGCCGGUAGAAUUCACAAACUUCCAGAAUGUCAGGUUUGACCCUUAGCUAGGCUUGGCAACUAGGGUGUGGGUCAAGACGUGCAUCACGUCUGCAGCAAGUUCUCACAUCUUGACUAGCGAGCCACAGCUGCCCACCGACGUCUCAUACACGUGGCCAUCCGUGAAAAAGGAAUUCCUUUCUGAUCACGAUGCCUGAAAUCCCACAUCGUUUCACAGGGAAAAAGCCUCCCCUGAAAGAGACCACUCAGGUGAUGCUGGAGUUUCUGUUUCACAUCUUUAAAUUGAGACUGAGGAAAGUGAGGCAGAAACUUACCCCUGUACCUAAGAUUUUAUUUCUAAAUUUAUAAAACAAAUACAGGGGGAUGAUCUUCAGGGGCAAGAUGUAGAAGCCAUCAGGGAACUGCCUCGUAGACCCUUAUGUUUGUCUCUCUUUAUCCCAAGAGCUGCAGCGCUGGCGUAAUCAGCGCUGACCUGGACGCCAUGGAAAGCUCUGGCGCUCCGAGUCGAGGACGGCGGAGGCACUGCAGAGCUCGUUUAAGGGCAGAAACUGCGCGGCAGGCAGGGAGGGGGCAGAAUAAAAUUGCUGGAACCCAACCAUUCUGGAGGAGCCAGGUGUUGUUUUUAAUUUGGACAGGUCUGGUUCUCUAUGGAUAUUUCUUUUGGCUUGUUCUCAAAAGUGACUGAAAGUUUUGGAGAAAAACUUGAGGUUGUUUAAUAGUAAAGGCGGAUGUUAUUCAGGGAGACAGGGAGAUGACAGGAGUUCAUCGUUAAAAUAGCUGUUUCCUCAUUCUCAGUAAAAAUAAUCCCAAUUCUAAAUCAUUUCUCCCCAAAACUGUUGUCUGUAUCUUGGCAUUGUGCUGCUCAUCUCUGCCGGAUACUGGUUCAGAAGAGCAUCUGAAGUGGCUGCAAGUCAGCUCACGUCGGACCCUUCCCCUUGGGGGUGGGUGGGCUCCUCUGGGUCCUUGACCAGCUCUCAGCAGCUGUGAGGAACAAGCAGAGGGUGGGUUCAGAGUUGCAGGUGAGCCUCUGAAAAAUCCUUGGCAGGUGAUUUUUUGUUUUUUUUUCCUUUUAAGCUGAUUAAAACAGCACACUCCACAGAAUGUUAAGUCAUCUUUUCCACAUCUGCAGUGGCUGUAGCAGUGAGCAAGUGCAUUCUGCUUCUCAGCUCUUCCUGGAAGCGUUU
Budorcas taxicolor (takin) is the source of this 3670-nucleotide messenger RNA. It is a transcript of the gene MTNAP1, whose product is annotated as chromosome 19 C17orf80 homolog. The transcript is spliced from 4 exons. The coding region runs from base 263 to 1882 and encodes 539 amino acids. NCBI's taxonomy places the organism in Eukaryota, Metazoa, Chordata, Mammalia, Artiodactyla, Bovidae. The record is from RefSeq and is a predicted model, not a curated record.